Messenger RNA from Phytophthora sojae, 939 nucleotides. RefSeq lists its product as hypothetical. Bases 1 to 939 code for a protein of 312 amino acids. Lineage: Eukaryota; Oomycota; Peronosporomycetes; Peronosporales; Peronosporaceae. Gene Ontology annotation, cellular component: membrane. The record is from RefSeq and is a predicted model, not a curated record. The transcript has 2 exons.
AUGUUCCACAAGGAGAGCCUCAUCCAGUUCAUGGCCGGUUCAGGCUGCUACAGCAUCAUCCAGAUGAUUCUGCUUGUUGUACUCGGAGCUCUGCUCGUCGACAACGAGCACUAUCACCAACUUCUGGGCUUGACUAUUCGCGACGUGGGCGGCGGUCUCAUUUUCACGGGCGUCUUCUACUCGUUCGCUGCGUUGCUUGGAUUUGCCACCGCUCGGACAAAGAACAAGUGUCUUCUCCUCGUGCAAGUGAUCUUGCUCGUGUUCCUCGUGUUCUUCCAAACUGUCAUGGGUGGGGUCGCACUUGCGGCUAGUAGAGCCCCCAGCCUCGCGCUUAGCUACGACGCUCAGGUUACUUGCCUGACGGUGGGGAAAUAUGAAGCACUUAGUGAUGCCGACAAACGGACGUGCCAGAACUUUUUCCGAAGCGACGAGUUUGCCGGUGCGAUGCUCGUGUGGCAGGCCUACUACGUCAAAAGCGCAGUGGGUAGCGACUCGGCGAGCUCGUACCGUGCGAUGGUCCUGGAGCUACAACGCGACAACUUCUGCUGCGGGUACGGACUGCCAAUACAUUGCACGGCCGAUACAAGUUCGUUUCCCAGCUCGCGGCCAAGUGCGGUGGUUCCCAGUUGGAAUGAAGAGCGCCAAGUCUGCUCGAGUACUGCAGGCUUGUACUUGCCCACGACAGAGUGCAAGGGUGCGUGCUCGUUUGCUCUACCUAGCGGUACCUGCGGAAAGAACCCCGUCACAGCCACUUCACGCGGAUGCGCGGCCUUCGUCUCGAGACAACUGAGCUUGCAGGUGGAAGUUAUCGGCGCCAUUGUACUCGCAUUUGUGGCGUUCCCGGUGCGGACCGUGUGCCUUUGCUUUAAGCGACGAGAUCAAGACGUGCGGCCGCAGGUCGAGUUCGCAAGUAAAGUCAAAAUCCACGCAGAGAUGUGA